AUGAGCGCGGCUAACGCCAAGUCACAUAUAUCGAAGAAUCGUCGACAACGUGAUCGAGGAUCCCAACCUCCACCUUCGCCAAUACGCCAUAGCCAGAACCAACCACAGCGACAACGACCAAACCCAAAGCCCAAGAAGCGAAAAUCAACCCAUGCCACCUCCAAAGCCGAAGGCGAGAAUAAAAAGGCAUAUAACGAUUGGUUCGCGAUUCGAGGUAUCAUCGACGAGAAGGUCGAGCACGGCAAGAUCUAUUACUUGGUAGAUUGGGAAGGCACCGAUAACAACGGUCAACCACAUAUACCAUCCUGGGAACCGGAAGAGAACGUGUCAAUUGUCGCGAUAAGUGCCUGGAAAGAAAGUAGGACUGGAGCCAAACACGAACAGCAUACAUCUGAUGUAGCUGUUAGUAACGCCGGCUCUCCUACGCAAACAUCUGAUACGGCGGAGAGGGAACCAUCCCAAGUUCCCAGCCGGUCAGGUCGUCAAAAUCUGGUUAGGGAGAGAUCUGUGCUAAAACAGGAAACUACGCAUAAUCGCCAGUCAACUGAGGCCAAGCCAGGCCCUUCCACAGUCGCAGAUCACCGGGCGGAAGCUCAGGUCUCAUUAGAGGUAUCAAGUGGACAAAACAAGACCGACCUAGGCAGGGACUCUCCACAACGCAUUCAAGACCAUCGGAAAGCUCAGAACGUGGUAAAAAUAGUUCGGGAGUCCUUGCUUGAUCCCGAUCAAUACCGCACAUUGUCGUCCUCACAAGGAACGGGCGGCCAGCUGCAAGGCCACAAACCAGAAACUAAGAGAGACGUGAAUCAAGUUAUUCCAGAUUCUCAAGCUUUCUCUGGCAUAUCAAUCACUGAGACGCAAAAUAGUAUUCUUAAUCCCCUGGAUUCAUUUGGAACAAGUCAAGCGCAAGGAGAGGCCUUCGUCUCAUCGCGGCAAAGUUCAGAACAUCGCCAACUUAAAUCACAUUCGCACUCGACAGAGAUCCCUUCACAUCAAGUUGAUCAUCGUUUUCCUGGUGGCCGGGAAAACUUAUCAGGCUCUGCUUUAGUAAAUGAGUCUAACAUAGGUUUUACUGCGUCUAAUAAUUCUCAAGGCACAACCAGUAGAGGUCAUUCGAGUUUCUUUGCACCGGGAAACUUAAGCCUCGACAGUGUUCCUUCCACAGGCCGACUAAACAAUUGCCCAUCGAUUUAUCGACGUGAACCACACUCGGAUGAACAUACCUCUGUGACGAGCGUAAGUCAGGAUCAGAUAUUUGCACAUAGUUUUAGUGCGGCAUCCCAGCAGAGCAAUUCCCAGGCUGCUCAGAUUGUGGUCCCCCUGAGUAGUCAACAAGGCGGGCUCGUAACGCGCAGCCACUCUCAUUUCACCGUUUACGACGACGACUCAGUCAUAUCGGAUACUGUAUUGAGAAACUCUCAGGUCCAGCACGACUCCCAAGACUCUGGUCAGGCCUUAGACAAACCGGACGACUGUUCUAGGAAUACGUCAUCUUUCAAAGACCACCAAUCUGGAUCACAAUCUGUAUCAAGUCACAUAGAGCUGCCACGGAGCAAUCCAAACACGCCGACUAAUAACACUGGAGGGGAGGAAUCGUCAAUUAAGCAACCUAGUGCUGUGAACCGGGGACAUUCUAACAACUCAUAUCGUACGCCACGGCAACAAGCCGUACCUACCAACAUGGAUAGCGCUGAGACCCCUGGUACGCAAAUGUCGGCUCGUGAGAGAUUGAGACUGAUAAGAGAGAAAAACUUUGCUUCCCUACAAAAACCUACCACUCUCACAACGACUUCAGAAGAUCCGAUUCAAGUUGAGCCUAAAAUCGAUACUCUGGCAGUACCUCAAUCAGCCAUUCCCGGUCCUCAGGCAAUUGAAGUCCCCUCGAGGCCUGACAUCAGCCCCCUCACUCCCCCGCCAUUGGUUGGAUCUCCUGCUUUCCUAACUCAGCCACCAGAAGUAGCACAAAGCGAGCUAUCUUCAGAUAUGCAGCAAACAUCAGCAUCCGGAACCUCGCAGGCGCCCGCUGAGUCGGAAAAGCAAGGCGAGCUGGGAUUAGAAGAGGCCGGCCCUACCGAAGUUGGUUUCAAUACUAACGAGGAGCAACCUGGAACUCUAGAUCCGUCUAAUUUGACACUUUCUAUCGAGAAUGACAUGGAGAUUAACCCUUUAUUAGCGACAGACUAUCCCUCCUAUCCUGCAUUCGGCAUAGAGGAAGAAGAGGAAACACCACCGGCCAACUAUCCGAAGAACCUUCACCCGUACGUUCCUACCGGUCACAACGAGUUCCUCGUCACGCUUCCAUUCUACAGCAAUUGUCGUCCCGUGUACAACGACGUUCUCCGUGAGAACGAGGGCUUGAUUCGCGAAUACAAUGCCUCUUUUCUGGUAUUGCCGCACUUGAAGCCUCAUCCCGCGGUAGUAUCAAAGGUUGAUGAAAUGUUCUCGCGUCUUUUCGAUGUUUGUGACUUGCCGCCCUUCAUGGAGACUAUUCCGUCUAUGGCGCCCGAUGAGGUGGCUAAACACGUCGUUGGAACAAAUGCAAAGUUUGCCUUUAUUGACGAACUUCUUACUUGCCUAGCCGAUGUGAAGUCGGAUAAGAAGAUUCUCAUCUUAUCCCGUCCGGGAAAGGUGAUGGAUCUUCUUGAUCAGGUUGUGAAAACGAGAGGCUACCGCUACAUCCGAUCUGGCGUAGAAAUCGUCGGUCCUUCAACUGCUCAGCAUUCUCUGACAGUUGCUAUUUCGUCAACGCUCGACAAGUCAUCGUCUAUUCUCGAGGAUGUCGACGCUGUCAUAGCAUUUGACCACACGUAUCGGCCAGAACUACUCCCAUCGCGUAUUCGAGAACGUUCUCCUAUUUUAAUGGUCCUGACAAACGCGUGCUCCAUACAACACCUUAACAUGCGUAUAUCAGAGGGGAUAGAGCCCUUGGAACGGAAAAAUGUUCUUGUACUCGCGUUAGUUAAGGCAAUGCGAUACAUAGAAGACGUCGGCAGCUCUCAGAUCACCCAGCUACACAGCGCGGCCGAACUUUUCUCAGAUUAUAUCCAGGAUCAGGACAAUGAUGACUUUUAUUGGGAUCCUUUGGAAGUUCCCGAGAAUGUGUUCGAGGAUUUGCACGCAAGCUCUCAAGUCCAAGGAUCAAUUCCACAACCUGAACUGCAGGGCCUUGAGACCGACCAGGCCUCCGGUAGCCGCAAAAGAUCCCACGAUGCCGACGAAGAUGAUGAGACCUCUUCUAAGCGUCCUAGAGUAUCUCAACCUACGGUGGUUACUAAUGUAAGUCAUAUUAGCGACUCGCUAAAAGGCCUCCUGAGAGACGACGCGGUCCACGACUCUCCGAAAGCAAUGCUCUCGGUAUCAGUUGGCAAGUUGGAGGCACUAUCAACCAAAAUCGCGACACUUAAGGUCGAACUAAAGGAGAGCAAACAGCGAGAGCAGCAGUUUCGUCAGCUUAGCGAUCAAUCUAAAAAGGAGGUCGAUGGGUACACUUCAACAAUCAACACUAUACAAUCUAAUUACAUGAACGCCCUAAAGGACCGGGGUACUUUCGAGGACGACUACCGCAAAGCCAAGGAGGAAACGAGGGCAGUCAAUGCUGGUCUCGAAUCUAGCAGGAAAGAAGCCGCCGAGCUGAAGGAGAAAAAUACAGAGCUUCAGAAGCAGCUGGCCUCAGCGAACGAAUCGCUGCUCAACUCCACGAAUCCCGAGCUUGCUAAGAUGGCACGGCUGGAGAAAAGCCUCGAAGAAGCGAAAGCCGAGAUUCAGAAGAUCGAAAAGAGGGCCACGAUGGCCAAGAACGACAUGGAAUACGCGAAGACGGCGUACCAGAACGCGUCCCAAAGAGCCGGGGAGCUAGGGGCGGAGAACCGAGCGCUGGAGGCGCAGAUCGAGCUCCUCCGCCGCAAGGCGGACGAGAACAUCGUCAAGGUCAACCAGAUCAACAACGCGCGGCAGGUGGAGGAGCUGCUGCGGCUGCUCAACGAGCAGAAGGCGAUGGUGCACGACCGCGACGCGGAGCUGGCGAGGGCGAAGGAGGAGCUGCGGCAGCUGAAGGAGAACAGGCGCGGCACGCGCCAGAAUAGCGUCCCGCGUAGUCCGCGGCUCAGCGCGUUCAAUAGCCCGCGCAACGGCGGCGGCAGGGUCAAGGGCGGCUCUAGUAGUAGGGGGACCAGCCCGGCGCCGCCGCCGACGGGCGUGUUCGAGGCGGGCGUCGGGACGCCGGUUGCGGGGAGGGCUUCGCAUUUGAGGGAGACGCGGUUUUAG
Messenger RNA from Annulohypoxylon truncatum, 4263 nucleotides. RefSeq lists its product as uncharacterized. NCBI's taxonomy places the organism in Eukaryota, Fungi, Ascomycota, Sordariomycetes, Xylariales, Hypoxylaceae. The coding region runs from base 1 to 4263 and encodes 1420 amino acids. The transcript is spliced from 4 exons. The record is from RefSeq and is a predicted model, not a curated record.